This is a messenger RNA of Oryza brachyantha (malo sina), 2028 nucleotides long. Its product is annotated as single-strand DNA endonuclease 1. The transcript has 13 exons. NCBI's taxonomy places the organism in Eukaryota, Viridiplantae, Streptophyta, Magnoliopsida, Poales, Poaceae. The record is from RefSeq and is a predicted model, not a curated record. The coding region runs from base 27 to 1874 and encodes 615 amino acids. Gene Ontology annotation, molecular function: DNA binding; 5'-flap endonuclease activity.
GGGGUGGCCGCCGGUCGCCGUCGCGGAUGGGGGUGAAGAACCUGUGGGAUAUCCUGGAGUCGUGCAAGAAGAAGCUCCCCCUCCACCACCUCCAGAACAAGAAGGUGUGCGUGGACCUCUCCUGCUGGCUCGUCCAGUUGUACACCGCCCACCGCUCCCCGUCCCCGGACAAGGUCUACCUCAAGAACCUCUUCCACCGCAUCCGCGCCCUCCUCGCCCUCAACUGCACCCUUCUCUUCGUCACCGAUGGGGCGAUACCUUCAGUUAAGCUGGCCACCUACAGGCGUCGCCUCCGACCCCCGACUUCUCAUCAGCCUGCUCCAGACCACCCCGACCCAUCCAUUUCGCUGCGUCGGAAUAAGGGUUCCCACUUCUCCUGCAUGAUUAAAGAGGCCAAGCGUCUCGGGAUGGCCCUCGGCAUCCCUUGCUUGGACGGAGUGGAGGAGGCUGAAGCACAGUGUGCAUUGUUAAAUUUAGCCUCAUUGUGUGAUGGCUGUUUUACUUCGGAUUCGGAUGCAUUUCUUUUUGGUGCUAGGACAGUUUAUAGAGAUGUUUUCAUAGGGGAGGGUGGCUAUGUCAUUUGCUAUGAAAUGGAAGACAUAGAGAAAACACUUGGAUUUGGUAGGAACUCACUGAUAUCACUUGCAGUGCUCCUUGGCAGUGACUAUUCUAAUGGAGUUAACGGUUUUGGCCCAGAAACAGCAUGCCGGCUUGUUAAGUCUGUAGGGGACAAUUCAAUUCUUGAUCAGAUUUUGUCUAAUGGGGUUAAAGCUACAAGAAAAUGUAGAGGGAAAAAUAUUGGAAACAAGGCGGAUGACAUGUGCCCCAAAGCAAGUUCCUGCGAGGUUGGGAUGACCCAAGACUCUGAUGGUCAAUUUCGUGAUGUAAUAAAUGCAUAUCUGGAGCCAAAAUGUCACUCACCUGAUUCGGAAGCUGUGCAGAGGGUACAAGGACAACAUCCAUUUCUUCGCCCACAGCUUCAACAAAUAUGUGAGGAAUAUUUUGAUUGGAGCCCAGAGAAAACUGAUCAAUAUAUACUUCCCAAGAUUGCUGAGAGAGAACUUCGGAGGUUUUCAGACCUUCGUUCUGCGUCAUCAGCACUAGGAAUAAAGCCUUUGUUGAGUGAGAUUCCAGUACCAUGCCCUGUAUCUGCAAUUGUAAAGCAGAGAAAAGUUCAUGGGAAAGAAUGUUAUGAGGUUUCGUGGAGAAAUAUAGAUGGACUCCAAGUUUCAGUUGUUCCUGGGGAUCUUGUUCGAAGUGCGUGCCCAGAGAAAAUAGCAGAAUUUUUAGAGAAGAAGGGUGAAGAGAAGAAGCAGAAGAGGAGAGCAAGGUCAAAAAAAUCAGGGCAAGCUGCAGUGAGGGAUGUUGAUGAACGGCUCCAAGAGCUGCUGCUUGGUAUUGAAGGCGAUAGCGGCGUCCUACUGGGUGGUAGAGCCAAUGGGCCUCAGAGUCUGACAGCAGCCCACAGUGUGGAAGAUAUAGUUGAUCUGUCCUCUCCAUCUCCUCCUGUUCGGAAGGUUUCAAAGUCCCAAAAGAUGACGGCUGUGGAUGUGGAUGUCAAUGGGAUUGAUCUUGGGUUUCAAACUAAGCUGGGUGGUAUGAAUAUGAAGACGAAUACACAAUUCAGGAGUGAUGCUGACAACGUGAUUGAUCUGUCUUCACCCAAUCCUGCUGCUGGUAUUAGACCUGGUUCCCACACUGGCAUUGUUGGCAAGGAGGAUGGAGCAGGAACAGAUGGUGGCACCAUCGACCUAUCCUCUCCGUGGCCGGCGAGAUCAGGUGGGCAUGAUGAUGAUGAUGAUGAUGUAAUACACGAUAGGAAAGCGAGGGAGCUGAGAUUGUUCCUGGACAGCAUAAGGAACGAACUGUAUUGAUUGAUUGAUUGAUCGAUCGAUGGAUCAAUUAAUUCAUGGAUUAUUAUUAAUAAGUAGCAAGGGAGUUGAGGGCGUAGGCCCUGAGCAUGAGGAGGGCGUGGGCGAUGACGCCGCAGAGGAAGCCGAGCGCGGCGCUGGAGCCCACGAGCGACAC